AUGCGGUUGCCGUCGCGGCGAGAGAUGCGGCUGCCGUCGCGGCAAGGGAUGCGGCCAGCGCCGCUGCAAGGGAUGCGGCCGGCGCCACUGCAAGGGAUGCGGUCGCCGCCGCUGCAAGGGAUGCUGCCGCCGUCGCUGCGAGAGGAAGCAGCAUUGCUUUUACUCGAGUCAGAGGGACCAAACAGCAGAGGAAUCAAGACUCUAAGAAAGACCAUGCUGGAGAGCCUGGAGAAAAGGUUCUCUAAGGUGAAAGAGGCAAAAGAGGUGGUGCUCGCAUGUCUGCUCGAUCCACGCUACAAGGAGCAGCCCUUGUCACCAGAGACACUAGGUCAAGCCAAAGCCUGGGUAAUGGAAGAAGCACAGAGGAAUCCACCAGAAACACAAGGAGACACUGCCUGUGAAGAAGAGGGAGAUCCAAAACGACAGAGAGUGGAGGAGGGACGGGCCCACAGUGUUCUAGACAGUCUGUAUGACAGCAUGCUCUCUUCAACCACUCAGGACGAGGAACCAGAGGAGAUCAUUGAAGAGCUGGAACGGUAUAUGAGGGAGCCUGUCAUAGACCGGAAAAGGGGGAACCCACUGGAGUGGUGGAAGAGCAACGGUUUCCGCUUCAAGGGACUGUCGGGCCUGGCCAGGAGAUACCUUUGCUGUCCACCUUCCUCUGUGCCUAGUGAGAGGGUGUUCAGUACCAUUGGCAACAUUUAUGAGGAGAAGCGCAGCUCCCUCAAGGGAGAGAAUGCUGAAAAGCUGUGCUUCCUGCACUACAACGUGCCUCUGCUGAAGUGGCAAUAUUAAGGAUUCUAUGACUGGCAGGGGCUUGUAAAUAGAAUUCUAUUUGGAAAAUAUCCAUAUGCUGCUUGCCCCACACAACACAUGUUACCUCGUUAAUAUAGUUAUUUUAUACUAUUAUUGAUUUGUUUUCCAAGAUGUUGUGUAAAGUUACAAAAAAGUUCUUCUUGCUGCACUUUAUGUCAAAAGAUUGUUGUGCAAAAUGUUAAUAUGCUGCUUGCCCAACACGUUACCUCGUUCCUAUAGUUAUUUUAUAUUAUCAUUGAUUUGUUUUCAAAGAUGUUGUGUAUAGUUACAAAAAAGUUCUUCCUGCACUUUAUGUCAAAAGAUUGUUGUGCAAAAUGUUAAUAUGCUGCUUGCCCCACACAACAUGUUACCUCGUUCCUACACAGUUAUUUUAUAUUAUUAUUGAUUUGUUUUCAAAGAUGUUGCGUAUAGUUACAAAAUAGUUCUUCUUCCUGUACUGUCCUGUACUCCUUUGUUAGAACUAUGUUACCAAUAAAAAUAAGUUCCUGCACUCAUUUUUUUAAGAUCUUUUUAUUUUAUUUUAUUGACAAUAAGAUAAGGCUGUAUUUGCACUCAUUUUUGACUGUAAAUGUAUUCUAAAACACUCAAAGGUUCUGCAUUCAAUUCACAUAUUCAUCAAAAGUGUUUAAAGUAUAUUUAAGGUAUC
Molecule: messenger RNA, 1462 nt
Organism: Gadus macrocephalus (Pacific cod)
Lineage: Eukaryota; Metazoa; Chordata; Actinopteri; Gadiformes; Gadidae
Product: zinc finger BED domain-containing protein 4-like
Exons: 2
Coding region: 1-795 (264 amino acids)
Molecular function (GO): protein dimerization activity
Source: RefSeq, a predicted model, not a curated record